UACUUUCAAUUUCGCUAUUGGCGCUUCGUGGAAUUUGUUCUUACUUUCGUUAUCAAAAUACUUGGGACACAUCUACCCGGACAAGAUUAAUAAUACUUCGAAAUAUUUAACUUAUUUGUGGAAUAUUACCUACUUGUACUAGGUGUGUUUUUGGGACAAAAGUAAGUGAAUAUUAAUCAAUCUGACGUAAACAUGGCGGACAAGACGGAACCAAAAAAACUAACCGACAGCCGAUAUGCAACGUUCAGCAGAAAUCAAGGAUUACUACAACAGAGGAAACCGGAAUCAAAAAUCUUCAACACCCCUAUGACACUUGUUGAAAACAAAAACGGAAAGACGGCUUGCAAUCACGAAACUUUAGCUGAGCUUAGUAAAAUAGAGAAAACCCUAAAUGUGGUGUCCGUGGUGGGAAGUCUUAGAACCGGGAAGUCCUUCCUGUUGAAUAAACUUGCAAAAGCAGAAUCAGGGAACGGGUUCGAGACCGGACACACUACAAAAGCUGUCACCAAAGGCAUUUGGGUGUUGUGUCGACCACAUCCAACACAAGAGGAUCAAGUCCUUGUUCUGCUAGACACAGAAGGAAUAGAUGAUCCAGAUAAGGUGGAGAUUACAGAUGAUCAAUGGCUCUUCAUCUUAUCCACACUACUUAGCAGCACCAUGGUUUAUAAUACAAGAGGAAAUUUGGACAAAACGGCUAUAGAUAAAUUCAGAUUCUUGAAGGAAAUCAAAUCAUCGAUUAGCGUGAUAGGCUCAAAUACUGAUGAUUCAAUCCUAGAUUUCUUCUUUCCUACCUUUGUCCUUGCUUUGAGAGAUUUCACAUUAACUAUACAGGACAAGACCGCCGAUGUUUUUUUAGAAGGCAAACUGAUGAUGCAGCGGGGACAGUCGGACAAGAUACGCAAGUUUAAUGAACCGAGACAACUUAUUAGAAGAUAUUUCAAGAAAAGGAGAUGCUUUAUCUUCAUCAAACCUACAAAAACAAAACAUCUUUCCAAGCUAAUGACUAUCGAUGAAAAAGAAUUAAAGCCAGAGUUUCAGGAGACUUUAAACUCGUUUAGGGACUAUAUCUUUUCAUGUGAACCAAAAACCUUAAAAUCUGGAAGAGGUGUUAAUGGAAGAAUGUUGGCAACACUUCUUACAAGCUACGUCAACUCGAUUCAAGCUGGAAAUCCGCCCUGUCUCAGUGAGGCCAUGGCUACCAUGGCUGAUGUUGAAAACGCACGAGCUGUUGAUAAAGCCACUGAAGUUUACAACAGAGAGAUGAAAAAUCAUAUCACGAAUCAUAAUGUUCCUACUGAUACAGGUCUUUUAGGGUUCCACAGUGAAAGCAUGAAAGCAGCGAUUGAAGUUUUGAGGACUGAACUUGUGUUUGAUGAUAAUCAAGUGUAUGAAGAACAGGCUCUUGUAAAAUUCAAGGAACACUUGAAAAAGUUCAAAUCCGCCGCCGACAAGAAUUCAAGAGCCAUGUGUCAACAUAGACUGGAAAUUCUUAACUUGAAAGUGAUGCGCAAAGUUAAGAAUCGUGUGUAUUGUCAUCCUGCUGGAUAUGAUGAGUAUAUGACAGAUCUUAACUGGAUAAUUAAACAAUACAACAAAGAUGCACCUUGUCUUGGAGCUAAGGCUAGAGAAUCUUUGCAAGAAUAUUUAGACGGUAAAGAGUCUGAGGAGGAACAGGUUUAUCAAAUGGUUUUGGAAGCACAAGAAGAAGGGGCUAAAGAGAAGCCUAAACCACGGAUACAACGCCUAAGCUCUCUGACUGAAAUUAAUCCAGAAGAAGCUGAACAUAUAAAAGAAAAAGAAGCCGAAGAAAAGAAGAUAGAGGAUGAAAUCAAGCGUGAUAUAACUGUCCUGCAAAUAAACGGUAUGAACAGUAUUGGAACACAAUAUUUGGAGAUUCUUGAAAUGAAAGUUAACGAACUCGAGCGUGUGAAAAGCGAGUUAUCAGCUGACGACCCAUAUUACGAGUCUCUCCUGUUGGAAACAGAAUAUUGGAAAAAAUUGUUAGAAAAAGCAACUUGGAAUCAACCACAAUACAAAAGCAAACAGGAUAAUGUACCAGAUUCUUCUCAACAAGGAGAGCAACAAAAAACUAAAGAACACACAGAAACCGUUCAAAAAGCAGACUUCAACCAAAGCAGCGGAGUAACAGAUCAAAACGAAAGAGAACCGACGAGAAAGAAUGCCCCUUUGCCGGUUUACGAUGAAAAUUAUUUUCGCGUCAAACCGAAGCCAUUUCCAGCCAAUAAAGAGUCUAUCGACCCCAAAUUUAUCAUAGAUCUUGACAAUAAAAUUGCGCCUAAAGUAAAAGAAGAUAAAGUCAAAAAAGAACCGGAAUGUAUUAUUCUGUAAUGUUUGAUGUUUGAAAAGAAUUUAAACGCAAUGAGCUGAUACAAUUAUGUUGUAUAUAGUUUAUACAGUAUGUAAAGUUUUACGUUGAAUAUAGCUUUAUUGGCAUUAUAUUUAUUUGUUUUCACAAACGCAAAGACUGUACCAUUAGAAAGACAAGAAAUUGAAUUGAGUAUUAAAGUGUUCAAUAUUCAAGUUAAUUUAUAUUUAUCUAUUCCUUUUACUCUGUAGCAUGUAGAGCUAUUUUUGUAUUUUAUGUUUUAGUUUUUUUUAUAUUAUUAUGAAGCUUAUAAUCAUUUACAUGAAUAUAAAUGUUAGUUUAUCGAAGUAAGUGUUACUUCAGCAGAGAUUAUUAUUGAAUACAGUGUAAAAAGUUUAGGUUUUUGUGUUUUCAUGUUUUCAACGGACACAAACAAAAAUACAUGUUAACAUCUUUAUCCUUUCAAUUUUAACAGAACUGUCGGAGGACGGCGACGCGACUAUUCGAAAAAGUAGUCACAAGGGUGUUUCAUUGAGUGUAAU
This is a messenger RNA of Ruditapes philippinarum (Manila clam), 2868 nucleotides long. Its product is annotated as guanylate-binding protein 1-like. The transcript is spliced from 10 exons. Bases 193 to 2349 code for a protein of 718 amino acids. Gene Ontology annotation, molecular function: GTP binding; GTPase activity. NCBI's taxonomy places the organism in Eukaryota, Metazoa, Mollusca, Bivalvia, Venerida, Veneridae. The record is from RefSeq and is a predicted model, not a curated record.